Messenger RNA from Mirounga angustirostris (Northern elephant seal), 6724 nucleotides. RefSeq names its product ligand dependent nuclear receptor interacting factor 1 (gene LRIF1). Gene Ontology annotation, molecular function: nuclear retinoic acid receptor binding. Bases 876 to 3083 code for a protein of 735 amino acids. NCBI's taxonomy places the organism in Eukaryota, Metazoa, Chordata, Mammalia, Carnivora, Phocidae. Gene Ontology annotation, biological process: regulation of DNA-templated transcription. The record is from RefSeq and is a predicted model, not a curated record. The transcript has 5 exons.
UGGGUCCUAUCAUAAGGGCGGUGCUUCAGCGAGCCAGUCACCUUGGCAACCGGACGUGACGAUCCCGGAAGCGGCUGACUGAGCUGUGCCCGGCUGGCGGCUUCGGUGGGCGGGGUCGGCCGAGCCCUUCUGGCACCGUCUUCUCCACGGACCCGGCACUGCUAGGGGCGGUGCCAGUAAGGCCACGCCUUCCGUGUUGACUCCGGAUGGCUCUGGAGCGAUGUCGUAGGCCCGCGGGGACGGAGACUCGGGCCGCUCCUCUCUGAGGCUAGGGCCGGAGCGGCGUCGUCAGGCGCUUUGAUUCUUCCGGUUUCUGGUGGCUGCGUCGCCUCUUUCCAAAGGCUGGGGAUACGCCCUCUCUAGACCCUGCUGUCGCCCUCCUUUCAGCAUCGAACCUGAGUUGCUCCGGGACACCUCCGCCCAACAUUCUCUCGCUCAGGUUCUCGCCCUCUGGAGGACCUCGGCCCCCCAUUGCCCACUUUCCUGGAUGUGCUGGCCCCUCCCACCCCUCUAAAAUGUCCAAUAAUCUACAGAGGGUCUUCCUGAAACCCGCAGAGGAAAAGUCAGGCAACGCCUCGCAGUGGUUAUGUUAGUCAAGAUGAAAUAAAAUGGGAACAAAACUGUUAAAGAAGAUGGAAUAUUUUAAGUUGUAGACUCCAUGGUUAGUGGAUGUAUAAUCAGUGGUGAGAAAAAACUUAAUGGGUCUCUGCGGAAGGAAAAUGUGAAGAAAGCAUGGAAAUUGAGUUGUAAAAUUCAUGGAAGAAGAUUUAUGUUUGAAGAACAUCAGGCUGCCUAAAUUUAAUUCUAGCUUUGACAUUUACUGUUCGUGAGGCCAAGUGCCUUCUCUCCAGUCUCCUUUCCAUGUUUCAGGCUGCAUGUACCAAGUAGUUCAGACGAUUGGCUCGGAUGGAAAAAAUCUUCUGCAAUUACUUCCAAUUCCUAAUUCUUCUGGAAAUCUUAUACCGCUAGUUCAAUCUUCAGUCAUGUCUGAUGCUUUGAAAGGGAAUACAGGAAGCCCAGUUCAAGUUACUUUUCAGACUCAGAUUUCCAGCUCUUCCACAAGUGCAUCAGUUCAAUUGCCCAUUUUUCAGCCAGCCAGUUCUUCAAACUAUUUUCUUACAAGAACAGUAGAUACAGCAGAAAAAGUUAGAGUUACUUCUGUGGGAACUGAACAUUUUACCUCAUCAGUUUCUAAAGUUCAGAGUCAUGGUGUGAAAAUUGAUGGACUCACCAUGCAAACAUUUGCUGUUUCUCCCUCCUCAACACAAAAUGAUUCACCUUAUAUUUUAGUAAAUACUCAGAGUCUUCCAAUGACUGUGAAGUCUCCAGUUUUGCCUUCUGGGCAUCAUUUACAGAUUCCUGCCCAUGCUGAAGUGAAAUCUGUACCAGCGUCUUCAUUGCCUCCUUCAGUUCAGCAAAAGAUACUUGCAACUGCAACCACAAGUACCUCAGGAACAGUUGAGGCCUCCCAAAUACCAACCGUUAUUUACGUAUCUCCUGUAAAUACAGUGAAAAAUGUAGUUACCAAGAACUUUCAAAACAUUUACCCAAAACCUGUUACAGAAAUAGCAAAGCCAGUGAUACUAAAUACCACACAAAUUCCAAUGAAUGUUGCUAAAGAGACACAAUUAAAAGGUGGUCAGCAUUCUCAAGCUGCUCCUGUGAAAUGGAUUUUUCAAGAAAAUCUACAGCCUUGCACUCCAUCUCUUGUUCCUGUUAAGUCUUCAAAUAAUGUGGCUUCAAAGAUUUUAAAAACUUUUGUAGAUAGGAAAAGUUUGGGAGAUAAUACUAUAAAUAUGCCAUCACUGAGUACGGUCAGUCCUAGUGGGACACAAUCCAAAAGUAUGCCUAUUAAAGAUAAUGCCUUGGUUAUGUUUAAUGGGAAAGUCUAUCUAUUGGCUAAAAAGGGGACAGAUGUUUUGCCAUCACAAAUUGACCAACAGAAUUCUGUUUCUCCUGAUAUUCCACCAAGAAAAGAUACAUCACAAAUAGUGAGUUCGAGUCCAGUCACAGAAAUAUCCAGAGAGGUUGUAAAUAUUGUUUUGGCUAAAAGUAAAUCUUACCAGAUGGAGACAAAAUCACUUUCAAAUACUCAUCCUGCUUCCAUGAUCAAUCUAAGGGCAGAGAAGAAUAAAAAAGUGGAGAAACCAUCUCUUUCUACCCCAAACCCACAUAAUAUGAAUCAAUCCAUUAACUACUUAAAACAGAGUAAGACUUUAUUCACAAAGCCAGACUUUCCAGAUGGAUUUAGUGCAGUACAAAAUGCCCCCAGAAAAGGAAAUAUCAUCCAGAGCAUAGAGAAAAUAAGUUCCUCUGUUGAUGCAACAACUUUUACUUCACAACAGUGUGUUUUCAGAGACCAAGAACCAAAGAUCCAGAAUGAGAUGGCAUCAACAUUAGAAAAAGUUACUCAAGAAAGAAAUGACAAGAACCAUUCCCAAGGAGGAAGCAAUAAGGCAUCAUAUCUGAAGAAUGAUGCAGAAUUUAAAAAGAUAUUUGGUCUCACUAAAGAUUUGAGAGUGUGCCUUACUCGGAUUCCUGAUCAUUUGGGCUCUGGAGAAGGUUUUGAUUCCUUUAGCAGUUUGGUGAAGAGUGAUACUUACAAAGAGACUGAGUUGAUAGUGAAGGAAGAAAAGAAAAAACAGGGUUUUGAUAAGAAAAGAAAAGCAAAAACCGUUAAGAAGAUGGAUCACACAAAGAAGAGAAAAACUGAGAGUGUUUAUAACACAGCUAUAAAUGGAGGAACUAAUGUCAACAAUUCCCAACUCGUCAACAGUAUUUUACCAACUUCGGAUGUAUCACGCCAUAACAUUCUCACAAGCCGCAACAAAACCAGAGAAGAAAAGAGAACUGAGGUUGAACGCUAUACCCCUGAGAACCAGGAAAAAGGCACAUUGAGUUCAAAUGCAGCUUUUGAACAAAGUCAUUCUUUUAAUAAAAAUUAUACUGAAGAUAUUUUCCCCAUGACACCACCAGAGUUAGAAGAAACCAUUCGAGAUGAAAAAAUAAGAAGACUUAAGCAGGUGCUGAGAGAGAAAGAAGCAGCUCUUGAAGAAAUGCGUAAGAAGAUGCACCAAAAAUAAUAAAAUGUUGCUAUACUUAAAGACUGCAGUGAAAUAGCUGGUUUUUUUUCAUAAACUUUUGCAUUAAGUUAAUUAUAGAUGCAUUCUGAAAGUGUCUGAAUAUGAAACUUGUUUUUCCAUCAGUUAAUGAUUAAAUUUUAUUUAAGGACUACAAAAAAGGUUGAUUUCACACAUGACUCUUGUGAAUAAUCUACAUGGGGUAUCUAAAUCUUUGUCUAGAUACCUUUUUUUGGAAGGAAAAAUUUUCUAUUUUUCUAUUAUUUUAAUUAGAAUUCCCAAAGUUUGAGUAUUUGUGCAAGGUUUUUUUUUUAUUGUUUGCAUCUUUAGCUGAACCGCUCAGGUGUUAUUCCAACAGUAGAUAAUUAUUGUAUACUACUGAAAUUAUACAAUGCAAGGGAGGAAAUCAGCUCUAAACAGCCUUGCCAAUGGGCUUAUAUAUGUACUCAGUCUGUAUCCAUGAUACCAUUGUUGUAAAUUUUUGUUAUUUCAUGAAAAAAAUGUAUUAUAGCAGUAUUAUUUAAAAAUUCAAACAUUUCUCAGAGUGAGGGACACUUGUGGCUUUUACAAAGUAAUUUUAUAUAAUCCCAAAUGGGUUUUAGAAUCCAGGCUAUAUAAUGUAUUGGUUGCUUAAAGUGAUAAGUUGUUAUUCCUAGGUAAAUACUUUUUCUUCUUGAUCCUCCCCCUCCUCCUCUUUUUCUUAUGCUCCUUCUUUUUUGGAAUAUGUACAUAUGUAACUGUGAAAAAUAAUGGCCACAUUUAAUACGUUUUAAAAUUGUAAAGUAUACCUUUUCUUAGUGGAGGCAAACAUUUUUCUGUCUAAUUAUGCUUGAUUCAGAAAGUUCAGAAGUUGUGUGGGGAUAGGGAUUCAUGGGAAGAAGAAAAAGUUUACCAAAAAAAGAAAAAAAGAAAGAAAAAGACAAAUCUCUGGAAGUAAGGUCACAUAAAACCUAUACACAUUGAGAGGGAGUAUAGAGCAAAUGCAAACUGAUCAACUAAAUUCUCGUGCCUUUUAUUUUUUUUCUUGUAAUAACAGUUUUAUUGAGAUAAUUCACUUACCAUAAAUUCACCCUUUAAAAGUAUACAAUUCAGUGGUUUUUAUUCACAGGAUUGUGCAACCAUUAACAUGACCUAAUUUUAGGACAUUUUCAUCACUUCCCAAAGAACCUCAUACCCAUUAGUAGUCACUCCCCAGACCCUCCACCCCCCAGCCCUAGGCAACCAUUAAUAUAGUUUAUGUCUCUAGGGACUUGUGGAAAUUCAAAGCAGGGCACGUGGGUGGCUCAGUCGUUAAGCGUCUGCCUUCAGCUCAGGUCAUGAUCCCAGGGUCCUGGGAUCGAGCCCUGCAUCGGGCUCCCUGCUUGGUGGGAAGCCUGCUUCUCCCUCUCCCACUCCCCCUGCUUGUGUUCCCUCUCUUGCUAUGUCUCUCUCUGUCAAAUAAAAUGUUUAAAAAAAAAUUCACAAGCAUGGUAGGAAUUAUUCAGUGUGUUUUCUUAUGUGAUUGGCUUCUUUCACUUAGUUUAAUGUUUUCAAGGCUUAUCGGUUCUGUAGCAUGUAUUAGUACUUCUUUUUUUAAAUUGCUGAAUAAUAUUCCAUUGUAUGAAUAUACCACACUUUGUUUUCCAUUCAUCUGUUACGGACAUUUGGGUUGUUUACACUUGGCUUCUAGGAUAUUAUGUUGCUAUGAAUGUUUGGGUAUAAGUUUUUAUGUGGACAUAUUAGUGUAUUCUUAGGAGUGUAAUUGUUGGGUCAUAUCCUAACUCUGUUUAACAUUUUGUGGAACUGCCAAACUAUAUAUAGGUGUUUCUUACCCUCCUCCACCAAAAUGGAUCUUGUCAAGGACACCAGUGACUUCCAUGUUGCUAGAUCUAGCAGUUGUCUUAAUUUAUCUAUCAAGGGAAAUACAAGUUCAUGAAUCAUUGCCUCCUUUGAAAAAUUUUAAAACAUUUUAUUAAAGAAGCAGUACAUGUGCAUUGUAGAAAAUUUAAAAAUACAGCAAGCUACAGUAUUAAAAAUUGAAGCUUCAUAUUCUCAUCACACUAUAAAAUAUUGAUGUUGGGGCUUGGAGAUACAUAAUUACCUCUUUCAUUAGGUUUAUUUGCAGGUAUCUUAUGGUUUUCAGUGCAGUUGAAAAUGGGGUUGAUUCCUUAAUUUUUCUAUUCCUUCAUUAUUGGUGUAUAGAAAUGUAGCACAUUUCUGUAUGUUGAUUUUGUAUUCUGUGACUUUACAGAAUUUGUCUAUCAGUUCUAGCAGUUUUCUGGUGGAGUCUUUGGGGUUUUCUAUAUGGAGUAUGAAGUUAUCUGCAAAUAGUGAAGGUUUGACUUCUUCCUUGACAAUUUGGAUGCCUUUUAUUUCAUUUUGUUGUCUGAUUGCUGUGGCUAAGACUUCCAGUACUAUGUUAAAUAACUGGUGAGAGUGGACAUCCCUGUCUUGUUCCUGACCAUAGAGGAGAAGCUCAGGUUUUCCCCAUUGAGGAGGAUAUUAGCUGUGGGUUUUUUGUAAAUGGCCUUUAUUAUGUUGAGGUAUGUUCUCUCUAAACCUACUUUAUUGAGGGCUUUUAUCCUUUCUUUUAUUAAUGUGGUGUAUCACAUUGAUUUGUGAAUAUUGAACCACCCUUGCAAACCAGGAAUAAAUCCCACUUUAUCACAGAGAAUGAUUCUUUGAAUGUACUGUUGGAUUCUGUUUGCUAGUAUUUUAUUGAGAAUUUUUACAUCCAUAUUCAUCAAGGAUAUUGGCCUAUACUUUUUUUGUGUGUGUGUCAUUUAUUUAUCUGGUUUUGGUUUCAGGGUAAUGCUGGCCUCAUAAAAUGAAUUUGGACUUUUUCCUUUUUUUAUUUUUUUGGAAUAGUUUGAGAAGAAUAGGUAUUAACUCUUCUUUAAAUGUUUGGUAGGGAUCUCCUUUGAAGCCAUCUGGCCCUGGACUUGUAUUUGUUGGGAGAUUUUUGAUUAUUGAUUCAAUUUCUUUGCUGGUUAUAGGUCUGUUAAAGUUUUCUGUUUCUUCCCAUUUCAGUUUUGGUAGUUUAUAUGUUUCUAGGAAUUUGUCCAUUUCUACCAGGUUGUCCAAUUUAUUGGCAUAUAGUUUUUCAUAAUAUGCUCUUAUAAUUUUUUUGUAUUUCUGUUGUGUUGGUUGUUAUGUCUCUUCUCUCACUUGUGGUUUUAUUUAUUUGAGUCCUUUCUGUCUUCUUUUUGAUAAGUCUAGCUAGAGGUUUAUCAGUUGUUUUUUUUUAAAGAACCAUCUCCUGGUUUCACUGCUGUGCUGUUUUUGUUUUUGUGGUCUUUUUGUUUUUUCUAUAUCAUUUAUUUCUGCUCUAUUAUUUCCUUCUGGCUUUAGGCUUCAUUUGUUCUUUUUCUAGCUUCUUUAGGUUGGAGAUACAUAAUUAAAGGCUGUUAGUAAAUAGAUAAUUUGAAGUCAUAGGUCUGAAUAACAUCACUUAACACAUCGAAUAAUAUCACUUAAGAUGGUAUAAACAGAGGGUAAAAUUGUGGGCUCAUGUCUGAGUACAUUUAAAGGUUGGGAAAAGGACAAUCAUGAAUUUUGAGGAUUGGAAGAAGUGAAUAUUAAAUGAAUUGUAUUUAUAAAUUCUUGAAUAGUGUCUGACACACAGUGUUCAUUAAAUAAAAUAAAUUCAACUAAAAUCACCCUGA